AUGCAUAUAUUUGUUUCACCAAUAUCUGGAAAUCUUAACAAUGUAGAUUAUGAUAAAAAGUAUUAUCAUAUAGAUAAUGGUAUUCGAUACAUCAUAAUGAACGAUCAGAUUGAUAUGUUUAAAGAAUACAUUAAAGCAAAACCAAUUGAUAAAAUAUAUUUUAAAUUUCCUAUUCUUUCAGAGGAUUUCAAUGAUUUAAUUUCUCCAAUUGAAGAAUGUUGCUAUUUUGGAUCUGUAAACAUUUUUUAUUUCCUCAAAUCAAAUUUCCAGCCAGAAAUUACACAAAAAUGCCUUAGGUAUGCUUUUGUUGGAAAUAAUAUAGAUAUUAUCAAUGAAUGCUUAAAAUACCACAAAAUUGAUAUUAAAUGCUUAGAUUAUAUCAUUGGUUCUCAUAACAAUUCAUUCUUUCAAUAUGUUAUUGACAGAGAACUAUUUAAAAUUGACUCAUUUGAGAAUUUGGAUGAUAACUUUAUCCAAUCACAAAACCUGAAAGCUGCUUUCAUUUUAUUUAAUAAAGAUAAAAAUUCUGUACUUCCAUGGUGUACUGCAUUCCCUCAAUUUAAUGAAUAUCUCAAAAAUGAAAAAUUGGAUUUUUCUAAAAAGAGUAGAAAUGGAAAGACGAUCUUUCAUUAUGCAUCUUCGAUUAAUAAUUCUGAGAUUUUAAAAGUUUUGUCAAAUGCAAAUAUUAAAAAAUUUGAUCUCAAUUCAUGUGAUCAAUUUGGAAAUUCAGCACUACAUAUUACAGCGAAUAAUAAUUGUAAAGAAAUAGCAGAUUUUCUUAUUACACAUGGUGCAAAUCUCAAUCAAAAGAAUUAUCUAAAGCAAUCUCCUCUUUUUAUUGCAAUUGAAAAGAAGAAUCAAGAAAUUGUAAAUUUGCUCAUUGCACAUGGUGCAAACGUGAAUGAAAAAAAUAAACUAAAACAAACCGCCCUUCAUUUUGCAGCAAUGAAUAAUUGGUUAAGCACAUCAGAAAUUUUAAUUUCGAAAGCACAAACUCUUGAUGCAAAAGAUAAUCUUUUAGAGACACCUCUUCAUAUUUGUGCAAGAUUCGAUAGAAAAGAAAUCGCAGAACAACUUCUUUCCCAUGGAGCUAAAUUCAACGAAAAAAACAAAUCUGGAGAAACACCUCUUCACAUUUGUGCGAGAUACAAUAGAAGUGAACUUGCAAAACUACUUAUUUCAAAUGGAGACUGUGUUACAUCUGAAAUCUAUACAACAACUCUUCUCCAUGUUGCAGCAUAUAAUAAUAGUAUAGAAGUAGCCAAGAUUUUCAUUGAAAAUAGUGCCAAUGUCAAUGGAAGAAAUCAAUGUUGGGAUACUCCUCUUCAUAUUGCGGCCAAAAAUAAUCAAAAAGAAUUUGCACAAUUUCUUAUUUCUCUUGGUGCUCAUAUAAACGCGAAAAAUAUUAUAUGGAAAACUCCGCUUCAUUUAUAUGUUGCAUUUAAUAACAAAGUUGAAAUGGCAGCACUUCUACUCUCCAAUGGGGCAAAUGUAAAUGAAAAAGAUGAGAACGGAGAAACAGUUCUUCACUUAUCAGUUAAAUCAAAGAAAAAAGAAAUAUUUGAGUUUCUUCUUUCACAUGGUGCAAAUGUCAAUGCAAAGACAAACACUGGAGAGACACCUCUUCAUCUUUGUGCACAAUUGAUUAGAAAAGAAAUGGCUGAACUUCUAUUAUCUCAUGGGGCUAAUCUAAUAGCAAAAGAUUUUAAUGGAAAUACUCCUCUUAAUUAUGCUAUAGGAAAAAAUCGAGAAGAAAUUGCCAAACUUUUUCUUACCAAUCUAAAUAACACUGCAACAAAUUCAUUGAAGUAA
Messenger RNA from Trichomonas vaginalis G3, 1812 nucleotides. RefSeq names its product spectrin binding. Gene Ontology annotation, molecular function: protein binding. The transcript has a single exon. Bases 1 to 1812 code for a protein of 603 amino acids. The record is from RefSeq and is a predicted model, not a curated record. Gene Ontology annotation, cellular component: nucleus. Gene Ontology annotation, biological process: regulation of gene expression. Lineage: Eukaryota; Parabasalia; Trichomonadida; Trichomonadidae.